CCUUUGUUUUUUUCACCGAGCCUUCUACGCGCCCGCAUACCCACCGCUUCCCGAUUUGCGCCGCCGGAGACCCCGCCAGCGCCCGAUUUGCGCCGCAAUCACCGCCUCCAACCCGCCAGAGCCCGAUUUGCGCCACCGGAGACCCCGCCAGCCGCCCGAUUUGCGAACGCGCCGCAACCACCUCCGUCCUGCACGACACCAUCCUUGUCGCCGUGGGUGGAGGCAGGCGGGCGGCAGCACGAGAUCCGCGCGGGGGUUGAGGCGGCCUGCCGGUGCGGGAUCUCGACGCGGGGCGUGGGACGACAUGGGAGCUCCGCCCACCAUGCGGCCGCCGGCGAUGCUCCGCUGGGACGCAGUGGCGCGGGCUCUUGCGGCCACGACGCUCCUCGCCUCCGCACCGGCCGCCCGCAGGGAAAGGGGGACUGGUCCAUCACCUCCGUCCUGCACGACACCAUCACCAUUCACCGGGGUAACCACGGGAUCCCUCCCUCGCUCCCUCGAUGUGCUGAUUAGAUCCCUCCCCGCCAUGCCGCUGCCGCACACCACACGCGCGGCGGUCAUCAGGGAUACAUCUCUUCGCCCACACGGCCGCACCACUGCAUUCUCCUUGCGCACGAUCGCCGAGGAUAGGGUCCUGCACGUGUUGCCCCUAUGGAUGAGGGGACCUCGCGCUGCUCCUGGGUGGUGGUGCCAUGGGCGCCGGCGCUCCCAGCUCCCACGCAAGACUUGCUCCUUUUUUAAUCCAGAUUCUUCUUGUUCUACUUCUCACAUCUGGGCGUGAUCCUGGAAUUGUUCCUCGAAACGCUCACCCCCCAGAGCCUGAAGACAUUGGUGAAUCCCCAGAUUGGCCUGGCGGCCAACAUGGUUCAACAGGUUUACCACUUACAAGGGAUGUUCUUGUCAAUGGCGUUUCGGUCAAGGUCAAAUAUUGACAUACAUGUAUGCUGUAUCGUCCACCAAGGUGCUCCCAUUGCUCAAUCUGCAACAACUGUGUAGAACGUUUUGAUCACCACUGUCCAUGGGUAGGUCAGUGCAUUGGAAAGAGGAACUACCGUUUCUUCUUCAUGUUUGUGUCUUCAACUACCCUACUCUGCAUAUAUGUGUUUGCAUUCUGCUGGGUCAAUCUCAAGAGAAUUAUGGACAUGCAUGAAUGUAAAAUUGGUAGAGCCCUUUUGAAGUCUCCUAUCUCUGGGCUUCUCAUUCUAUACACAUUUAUUGCUGUGUGGUUUGUAGGAGGAUUGACUUCAUUCCAUCUCUAUUUGAUUUCUACAAAUCAGACUACUUAUGAGAACUUCCGAUACCGUUAUGACCGGAAAACAAAUCCUUACAACCUUGGAGUGGCCCAGAAUUUCAUCGGCAUCUUAUUUUCAAGGAUCCCCAACUCAAAAAACAAUUUCAGAGCAAAAGUUAAGGAGGAUUCUGCUACCUUCACGACAUCCCUCAGUAUGGGAUGGGUUCUAAGUCCGCCCAAGAUGAGUGUGGACCUUGAAAUGGGCAUGAAAAGGCAAGCUGUGGCUGCAGAGGACUUGCACAGCCAGAUCGGCAGUGCUAUGGGUCUGGAGAGAUGUGGCACUGAACCCCCGCAUUUUGUUGGUCGAAAAGGCUGCUCUGAGAUUUCAUCUGACAUAGAGGCAUUUGCAGAAGAGUUUGGCAUGGAAUGUGGGCUCAGUGAGAGGAAAAAGAUUGAGCGACGCACAAAUGAUGGUCCAUAGAAAGUUUCGCUAUCAUAAGCCCCUCUCCAACAUUCUGUCAACCCUCAACUUAGGCAGGAAAAGUUUGGAAAGAUGAAAAGGAAGUAGGACAAAAUGGUAGAAUGAAUUUGACAGGCAUUGGUUAGUUCAGUUUGGCUGAAAUUUCCAGCCAAGACUUCAUGUAGAAGUCAUUAUUUUCCCGUAGCAACUUAUAUGCAUUUUGACUAGCAAACUAAAAUGCGAAUUUGGUGGAGUCAUUAUUUUCUUUUACUGAACACCCAACCUUAAAAGAUCAUGCACUGUUACUGUCUA
Molecule: messenger RNA, 2003 nt
Organism: Panicum virgatum (switchgrass)
Lineage: Eukaryota; Viridiplantae; Streptophyta; Magnoliopsida; Poales; Poaceae
Product: probable protein S-acyltransferase 7
Exons: 5
Coding region: 942-1712 (256 amino acids)
Biological process (GO): protein targeting to membrane; peptidyl-L-cysteine S-palmitoylation
Cellular component (GO): endoplasmic reticulum; Golgi apparatus
Molecular function (GO): protein-cysteine S-palmitoyltransferase activity
Source: RefSeq, a predicted model, not a curated record